Messenger RNA from Haemonchus placei, 7002 nucleotides. The record is from the annotation of a GenBank genome assembly. NCBI's taxonomy places the organism in Eukaryota, Metazoa, Nematoda, Chromadorea, Rhabditida, Trichostrongylidae.
AUGUCUUCGAACGACCAGCCAUGGUGGAAAGAGCAGGAAGAAAUAGUUAUUUCCGGAGUGUCCGGACGCUUUCCAAGAUGCGAGAACGUCAAUGAAUUCGGGGAUCUUUUGCUCCAAGGCGAAGAUCUCGUCACGGAGGACGAUCUCAGGUGGCCUCCUGGCUUUUACGAUCUGCCAAAGCGACAUGGUAAGCUCAAGGAUCUCAAAAAGUUCGAUGCGCAAUUCUUUUCUGUGACUCCUAAACAGGCCAACUUUAUGGAUCCUCAAGUUCGUAUUCUACUUGAAGUAGCCUGGGAAGCGAUGGUUGAUGCUGGUAUCAAUCCGGUGGAUCUAAGAGGUUCACGAACAGGAGUAUUCGUCGGAUGUUCGGCUUCGGAAACAUCCGGAGCUCUGACACAGGAUCCGGAAACUGUUACCGGCUAUACGUUAACGGGAUGCGUUCGAUCAAUGUUCUCGAAUCGUAUCUCGUACACAUUCGAUCUACAGGGACCAUCGUUCUCAGUUGAUACGGCUUGCUCCAGCUCAUUGCUAGCCCUUCAGCUAGCUGUCGAUGCUAUUCGUCAGAAGCAAUGUGAUGCAGCCAUUGUGGCUGGAGCUCACUUGACGCUGACACCAACGGCUGCUUUACAAUUCCUUCGUCUUGGAAUGCUCACGGAAAAGGGAAGUUGCCGUUCCUUUGACGAUUCUGGUGAUGGCUACUGUCGUACCGAAGGAGUAGCUGCCAUCUACAUUCAACGUAAAUCGAAAGCGAACCGUAUCUAUGCUACUGUGGUUCAUGCCAAGUCAAAUACUGAUGGUUACAAGGAACAGGGAAUCACAUUCCCAUCAGGAGAACGCCAAGCUCAACUUCUUGAAGAAGUCUAUAAUGAGGCUGGUGUUGAUCCAAACACUGUCUACUAUGUAGAAACCCAUGGAACGGGAACAAAAGUUGGAGAUCCACAGGAAGCCAAUGCUAUAUGCCAAGUGUUCUGCUCGAAUCGUAAAGAACCACUUCUAAUCGGAUCCGUCAAAUCGAACAUGGGUCAUGCUGAACCCGCUUCGGGUCUAUGUUCCAUUGCUAAGGUACUCGUCGCUAUUGAACGCCAGAUGAUACCACCAAAUCUUCACUUCAAUACACCUAAUCAAUAUAUCCCUGGUCUUACUGAUGGCCGACUAAAAGUCGUUACCGAACCGACACCGUUACCUGGAGGUAUUAUCGGAGUGAAUUCGUUCGGAUUCGGAGGUUCGAACACGCACGUGAUCCUCAAGGCCGCCGAUCACACGGUACCACCGCUCAGUGAGCUGCCAUUUACGAAAAUCCUAACUUACUGUGGACGUACACAAGAUGCUGUUCAUCAUGUCUUUAGCGUCGUUGAAAAUAAUGUCAACGAUGGCUAUCUCCAAGCCCUCCUUGCUAAUCAGGCAAAUCUCCCAGCUAAAGAUACCCCAUACAGGGGUUACAUGCUCAUCAAUAGAGGUGGUGAUCAGCCUCCAUUGAAGGAUGUUGUCAAGGUAACAAUCACUGAGCCACGUCCGAUCUACUUCAUCUAUUCCGGUAUGGGCUCACAAUGGCCCGGUAUGGGUAUGAAGCUCAUGAAGAUUCCAGUGUUUGAUGAGUCGCUCAGGGCUUCUAGCAAGACGUUGGAAGAAUUCGGUCUGGACGUCUACGGAAUGCUGUGCAAUCCGGAUCCAGCUCAAUAUCAAAACAAUACUCUUAACUGUAUGCUUGCCAUUACAGCAAUCCAGAUUGCUCUCACUGAUCUUCUCUUCUCUCUUGGAGUAACACCCGAUGGUAUCAUUGGUCAUUCGACCGGUGAAAUGGGUUGUGGUUACGCCGAUGGCGGUAUCACACGUGAACAGACAAUGCGGUUGGCUUACCAUCGUGGAACCACCAUGAUGAAACAUAAGGAAAUCAAGGGUGGUAUGGCCGCAGUUGGUCUGACUUGGGAAGAAGCCCGAGCACAAUGCCCGCCAGGAGUUGUCCCGGCUUGUCACAACGGUGCUGACUCGGUUACUAUCUCGGGAGAUGGUGAGAAAGUACUGGAAUUCUGUGAACAGCUCAAGGAGAAGGGAGUGUUUGCCAAGGCUGUUGAUUCGUCUGGUAUUCCAUUCCAUUCGCCCAUGAUGGCUCGAGUCAAAGAGCCUAUGCUUGAAGCGAUGCGUACAGCAGUACCAGAACCGAAGCCUCGGUCAUCACGUUGGAUUUCGACCUCGAUUCCCGAAGAGGAAUGGGAGAGCGAAUUGGCCAGCACUUGCUCUGCCGACUACCAUGUGAAUAACGCCAUCUCACCGGUCCUCUUCUAUGAGGCACUCCAGAAGAUCCCACCAAAUGCGGUCACCAUCGAAAUGGCACCCCACUCGUUGAUGCAGGCCAUUCUCCGACGUUCCCUGAUGAAAACUGUCAGCAACGUUGGUCUCAUGAACAAACCGAAGACUGAAAAUGAAAAUGAACUCGAGACAUUCCUUCAGUCCCUUGGAAAAAUCUAUCAAGCCGGAGUGAACAUUCGUGUUGAGGAUCUCUAUCCAGGUGGACGAUACAAGGGACUUGUUCCAAAAGGAACCCCAAUGAUUGGCCCAAUGUGGAAGUGGGACCAUUCCCAGGACUGGCCCGUAAUCGACGGUCGCCACAUGGCUGCCGCUGGUGGUGGUUCCAUUUGUGCAUCAGCAUCAUACCACAUUGAUCCGUUCGCAGCUGAUUCGAAGGAAUCCUACCUUCUUGAUCACUGCAUCGAUGGUCGUGUACUGUAUCCGUUUACUGGUUACUUGGUACUUGCAUGGAAAACUCUUGCCAAGCUGAAUGGAGUCGACUUCCAGAAGACGGCAGUUGUAUUCGAGAACAUCAACGUCUACUCAGCCAUUAUUUUGACCAAACCAAUCAAACUCGAUUGUGUUGUCACACCUGGUAAUGGACAGUUCGAGAUCAUUUCUGAAGAGCAAGUAGCAGCCUCGGGAAGAAUCUAUAUUCCUGAAGAGAAUCAACCAUUCUACUAUGGUAAACUCAGUGAUAUUCGUACAUCGGAAAUUGCUGACCGUAUUGAGUUGGACACCGAAGAUGCCUAUAAGGAAUUCCUUCUGAGAGGCUAUGAAUAUGGACAGGCGUUCCGUGGCAUUUACAAGACCUGCAACUCUGGUGAGCGUGGAUAUUUGUACUGGACCGGCAACUGGGUGACGUUCCUCGACUCCUUGCUGCAGACGGCUCUUCUGGCUGAACGUGCUGAUACCCUCCGUCUUCCGACACGUGUACGACAUCUUCGCAUCGAUCCUGUGAAACAUCUUGAGCAUCUGAUUGAAAAGGAUGGAAUCCAGGUAUUCGAACUACGAAAUGAUCACUGUACCCAUGGAUGCAUCGCAGGUGGUGUCGAGUGCUGUGACUUGACGGCUCACACGGUUGCUCGACGUAUUCAGACGUCUGGACAGCUUUACCACGAACGUAUCUUCUUCGUACCUCAUUAUGAUGACAACUGUAUGAAAGACUUUGAGAAGGAACGGAACAUUCUGGAGCAGUACACUCGAGCACUGAAAUACGUUGUCGCUCGUGGUUUGGAUUCAUGGGAGAAACAGGGUAUUCUGCCGAGAAUGACCAACGGCCAAAUUCUGAAGUCCGUUCUGAAAGCGUUUGCUCCACUGGUCAAGGAGAAUGUGACGGAGCAGGAGAUGCGCGUGUUCCUCGAUGACAGCAAAUGCUCCGUACUUCAUGCAUUUGAUGAGAUCUUUGCCCUGGAGUUCUCCAACGACAUGACAGCCACGGAUUUCGAAGCACUGGUGGUGUCCAAGUUGAAAAAUGUGAAGACCGUAUUCGACUUUGAUCGUGUCUGGAGUGCUGCCCUGUCGUUGGAUCGAAUCAUCAAGACGAUGCAGGACAUUUGUAUCGAGAACUCGGCCGGUCACCAUGCAAUGAUGUGUGCCGUUGAAUUGAACUCGUUCGAACAGCUGAAACAGUGUGUUGAUGCACUUUUGUCGCAUCCACUUCUAGAGCUGGAAUGUAUCUGUGUCGGACCAAAUGUCGAUCAGCUGGAUGACAAUUCUUUGGAGCAGAUUGGUGCCCGAAAAGUACGCCUCAACAUUGAUGAAUCCUUUACGGGCCAUAAUGAUGUGAAGAACAUGGACUACAUGCUUUUGGACAAAGUGCUAAGCAGGAAAGCCGAUCCAGUUGCUUACUUGAAUGCCUGUAAACAUUUGAUUCGUGAUGAUGGUUUCGCCAUUGUCGUCGAAGUCACCUCGGACUAUGAACUGGCCGCUGCUAUUCAGGGGAUGUUCGGCUUCGAACUAUCUGUGACUACGGGUCGCCGAUUUGGUACCUAUUUCACCCAUGACGAGCUACUGAAAUUGUUCCGAGAAUUGGACCGUGAUUAUGCUUGGGAAGUACCAGAGAACUGGUCACUAGCAGAGGCAUCUACCGUACCCGUUGUUUACACAACGGCGUACUAUGCCCUGGUCUGCCGUGGACGCAUAAAGAAGGGUGAAAAGGUGCUGAUUCAUGGAGGAGCAGGUGGUGUUGGUCAAGCAGCCAUUGCUAUUGCGCUGUCAUACGGUUGUGAAGUGUUCACCACCGUUGGAUCCCAAGAGAAACGGGAAUAUCUCAAGAAGAAAUUCCCUCAGCUGAAGGAUGUUCACUUUGCUAAUUCCCGUUCUGCUGAUUUCGAACUGCACAUUCGGCAGUACACGAAGGGUCGAGGUGUGAAUAUCGUGUUGAAUUCGUUGGCCCAUGAAAUGCUUCAAGCGUCCCUUCGUUGUUUGGCACGCCAUGGACGAUUCCUUGAGAUCGGUAAAGUCGACUUGGCCCAGAACUCGUCCCUGGGAAUGUCGAAACUGCUUGACAACGUGACGAUUCAUGGUAUUCUUCUGGAUUCCAUCAUGGACCCAACAGUUGGCGAUUUUGAGGAAUGGAAGGAAGUUGCCGCAUUACUUGAACAGGGUAUCAAGAGUGGUGUAGUACAACCGUUGCCAGCCUCGUUGUUCCCAGCUGACAAGGCUGAGGAAGCUUUCAGGUUCAUGUCUGCCGGUAAACAUAUCGGUAAAGUUGUGAUGGAAAUUCGUAAGGAAGAACCACAACGGAAGUGUCCACCAUCUGACAUUACUGUCCGUGCCAUUUGCCGUACCCUGUGCCAUCCCCAACAUGUAUAUCUGAUUACUGGUGGUCUGGGAGGAUUCGGUCUUGAACUUGCCCAAUGGCUUAUCAAUCGUGGAGCCAGGAAGCUCGUGCUCACUUCGCGGUCGGGAAUCCGUACCGGUUAUCAGGCUCGUUGUGUACAUUUCUGGAGAAGAACGGGCAUCUCAGUGCUGAUUUCCACGCUCAACAUCGCGAAGCGAUCCGAUGCUGAUGAACUGAUCCGUCAAUGUCUUUCAAUGGGUCGUUUGGGUGGAGUAUUCCAUCUUGCUAUGGUCCUACGUGAUUGUCUAUUCGAAAAUCAAAAUGUGCAAAACUUCAAGGAUGCAGCUGAAGCCAAGUAUUACGGUACGAUCAACCUGGAUCAGGCCACCCGGGCAGCGGGUGGUGAUGCCCUCCGAUGGUUCGUCGUGUUCUCGUCCAUCACAUCGGGACGUGGUAAUGCUGGACAAACCAAUUAUGGUUGGUCCAAUUCGACCAUGGAACGUAUGAUCGAACAACGUCGAGAAGAUGGCUAUCCGGGUAUUGCAAUCCAGUGGGGAGCAAUUGGUGAUGUAGGAGUUAUUCUCGAGAAUAUGGGUGACAAUAAUACCGUCGUCGGUGGAACCCUACCACAAAGAAUGCCCUCAUGCUUGGCGUCAUUGGAUCUGUUCCUCUCAUGGAAUCACCCUAUCGUAUCAUCAUAUAUUAAGGCCGACAUGGGACAGAAGAAGGCAGCUGGUGGUGGCAAUUUGCUUCAGACCAUUGCCCAUAUUCUUGGAGUGAAUGACGUGUCCCAAUUGAAUCCUGAUGCGAAUCUUGGAGAUCUUGGACUUGACUCGUUGAUGGGAGUGGAAAUCAAGCAAGCGCUCGAAAGAGAUUACGACAUCGUCCUAUCGAUGAAGGACAUCCGAACGCUGACGCUGAACAAGCUGCAGCAACUGGCAGAAAGUGGUGGCCAAGGUGCAACGACAUUGCAACCAACCGAACUGGAUAUGAAGAAGGAGAGCGAACGAGAUGCUGAACAGAAUACGGUGGAGAUGUUGGAGAAGCAGAUGAAUCAGCUGUUCAAAAUGCGUGUCGAUGUGAACGAUCUCGAUCCUCAGGACAUUGUCAUCGAAGAAGGUCCAGUGACGUUCUUCGUGCAUUCCAUCGAAGGUAUUGCUACCCCGUUGAAACGUGUCAUGACCAAGUGUACAUUCCCUGUCUACUGCUUCCAAUCAACUAAAGAAGUUCCACAAGAUUCCAUUGAAAGUGUUGCAAAGUGCUAUAUCAGGGAAAUGAAGAAAAUCCAACCAGCCGGUCCCUACAGGAUUGUCGGUUAUUCAUAUGGAGCAUGUAUUGGUUUUGAAAUGGCCACAAUGUUACAAGAAUCAGAUGGUCCCUCGGCGGUCGAACGGUUGAUCCUACUUGAUGGAUCUCAUUUGUAUAUGCAGACAUACAGGAAUGUCUAUCGAAUGGCAUUUGGUGUUACUGGAGAUACUCUCGUGAAUAAUCCCCUGUUUGAAUCGGAAAUUAUGUGUGCUAUGACGUUACGAUUUGCUAACGUUGAUUACAAGAAGUUCCGUGUUGAACUACUUCAACAACCAGGAUUCAAAGCCCGGAUACAGAAGGUUGUCGACACUGUAAUGACCACAGGCCUGUUCAAAUCUCCCGAAACUAUCGCGUUCGCCUGUGAAGCGAUGCGAUCGAAGUUCUUAAUGGCAGACAAAUAUAAACCUGAACGUAAAUUUACUGGACUUAUCACACUGGUGCGUGCUGAACAGGGAGCGGCUCGUGAAGAAGACGUGGGUACCGAUUACGGUAUCAGUCAAGUAGCAGAUGACUCAAAGGUGUACGUAGUGGAAGGCGAUCACGACACAUUUGUACAAGGCAAGAGCUCCGCGAAAACGGUAGCCAUAAUCAAUGAAUUGAUUAAGGAGACGUACAAAUGUUAG